Messenger RNA from Lodderomyces orthopsilosis Co 90-125, 996 nucleotides. RefSeq names its product mRNA splicing protein. Gene Ontology annotation, molecular function: protein binding. The transcript has a single exon. Gene Ontology annotation, biological process: mRNA splicing, via spliceosome. Gene Ontology annotation, cellular component: precatalytic spliceosome; catalytic step 2 spliceosome; Prp19 complex. The coding region runs from base 1 to 996 and encodes 331 amino acids. The record is from RefSeq and is a predicted model, not a curated record. NCBI's taxonomy places the organism in Eukaryota, Fungi, Ascomycota, Pichiomycetes, Serinales, Debaryomycetaceae.
AUGAGUCAAGAGAUAUCAAAUGCAUUAACUACAACAUCACCCGAACUACAAACCUAUACAGGUCAAUGGAAACUUCUACGAACAUUAGCUGGAGCACAUCAAGGUUGGGUACGAGCAGUAACUGUCGAUGAAGUCACCAAUAAUUGGUUCGUCACCGGCUCUUCAGACUCCACCAUCAAGGUUUGGGAUCUUGCAUCACUGCAAUUGAAAAGCACAAUCACAGGUCACAUUAUGGGAGUUCGAGCACUUGUGGUCUCCAGAAAGUUCCCCUAUUUGUUUUCUGGUUCUGAGGAUAAGACAUUACGGUGUUGGGAUUUGGAGAAACUGAAUGCCGCUGAAGGAUGUCAGAUUAAGAAUUUCCAUGGUCAUGUUGGUGGAAUAUAUGCAAUUUCACUUCAUCCUCAAUUAGAUGUUGUGUUGAGUGGAGGUAGAGAUGCCGUUGUGAGAAUAUGGGAUAUUCGAGCCACGAAGGAAAUUACAUUAUUAUCAGGACAUAAAAGUGAUAUCACUUCCAUUGAAUCAUUUGAUAAUGAGCCACAAGUUGUCACAAGUUCAAUGGACGGGACCGUACGAUUAUGGGAUUUACGCAAACAAAAUACAGAGUUGUGUAUAACACAACAUUCCAAAAGUAUACGAUCAAUGGCUGCACAUCCAAUGGAACAGACAUUCACCUCUGGUGGUUCUGAUGGUAAUAUCAAACAAUGGUUACUUCCAAAAGGAGAAUUGUUAAACAACUUCGAAAAGUCGGAAUAUGGAGAGAUUAUUAAUACAUUAUCGAUAAAUCCAGUCACAAAUACAUUGUUUGUUGGGUAUGAUGACGGUAAAGUUGAAUUUUAUGAUUAUACACUGGGAAAACUACUGCAAGCAGGACAAGCACCAGCAUUACCUGGUUCUGAUGGAGCAGCAAUUUACGCAUCAACUUUUGACACAUCUGGACUAAGAUUAAUUACAGGUGGUGGUGAUAAAAGUAUAAAAGUCUGGGGUGAGAUUGAAUAA